Messenger RNA from Sesamum indicum (sesame), 1139 nucleotides. RefSeq names its product Integrase-type DNA-binding superfamily protein (gene ERF71). NCBI's taxonomy places the organism in Eukaryota, Viridiplantae, Streptophyta, Magnoliopsida, Lamiales, Pedaliaceae. Gene Ontology annotation, molecular function: DNA-binding transcription factor activity; DNA binding. Gene Ontology annotation, biological process: ethylene-activated signaling pathway; regulation of DNA-templated transcription. The record is from RefSeq and is a predicted model, not a curated record.
CGCCCUACGUUCCAUAACGCUCACCUCACAACCCAUAACCCAUAACCCACAAGCACAAACCCAAACUCUCCCUUCACGAAACCCUUCAAAUCAUUUCUUCUAUUGCUGCUUUCUUAUUUUCUUCAUAAACCAUACAAAUUUUGAAACCAUAACCAAGAAUGUGUGGCGGUGCAAUCCUCGCUGGCCUUAUUCCCCGCCGCCGCGUCUCAUCCACUGAUCUCUGUCCCACCUCCGCCGACUUCUGGCCGACUGCUUUCAGUUGCUCCAAUGAUCAGAACUCUACUCCACCUCUAAAAAGGCCCCGCCCCUCUACAGGUGAUGAGCCUGCGGAAAAACCUGUUGCUAAGAAGAAGCAGAGGAAAAACCUGUACAGGGGAAUAAGGCAAAGGCCUUGGGGCAAAUGGGCAGCCGAAAUUCGUGACCCGAGGAAAGGCGUUCGAGUUUGGCUGGGCACCUACAACACUGCAGAAGAAGCUGCCCGGGCUUACGACAGAGAAGCCCGUAAAAUCAGAGGAAAGAAAGCAAAAGUUAAUUUCCCCAAUGAGGACGUUGAUUACAGCUAUAGUUACAAUGCUAACCCUGGUAAACCCUACAAUAUUGGGCAUAGCUAUAGUGAGUUCAACCAGGCGGGAUUGGAAAAUGAGUUGUAUUCUGCCCAUAAUGCGGGUGAAGUAAAGCAUCAUGAUCUGAAUGGAAAUGGUAAGAAUAGUACCAAGGCGGUGAUUGAAUUUGAGGUGCCGCCGGAGGCGGACAACGAAGUGCAGAAGCUGUCUGAGGAGCUGAUGGCUUAUGAAAACUACAUGAAAUUCUAUCAGAUUCCGUAUCUCGACGGGCAGUCCCCAGCGGCGCCGACUAAUCCGCCACCGGAGACGGUUGAACUCUGGAGCUUUGAUGAAGUUUCCGGUGGACUCUAGAGGUGUCUGUGAUUGGUGGUGUUGUUCUUCCAUUUUGCUUUUCUAAUUAUGGAUUAAUCUGUAAAUUAUGGAGUAAUUGAUGCUUUCGUGAUUAUAAUGUUUAGGGCUUAGGAGUAAUAUGUCUCUGGUGAAAUGUGUUAAGAUUUCCAGUGUUUGUCGAAUAAAUGUAAUUACGAGUUUCCCAUCUAGUGGUUGUAAUUGCAGAUCUUUUGCUUUUCUAGUUAA